Fonsecaea pedrosoi CBS 271.37 is the source of this 426-nucleotide messenger RNA. RefSeq lists its product as uncharacterized. The coding region runs from base 1 to 426 and encodes 141 amino acids. Gene Ontology annotation, cellular component: mitochondrion. The transcript has 2 exons. Gene Ontology annotation, molecular function: oxidoreductase activity. Lineage: Eukaryota; Fungi; Ascomycota; Eurotiomycetes; Chaetothyriales; Herpotrichiellaceae. The record is from RefSeq and is a predicted model, not a curated record.
AUGUUUCGCAUGGCCAAAACCCUCGAUGUGAUUACCCUGUUCCACAAGCCCUCCCUCCCAGCGAGCGUGCGGGCGCAGACACUCCUGAAACAGGCCUCCGCGCAAGCCGCCCAGACCGCGACCGAAGACCAGGCCUCGGACCACUCGCACCAGAACAAAACCGUGACCCGAGACCCGUUCGAGCUGGAAAUCACCGAGCAGCCGCCUACACCGGACCAGCUGAAGAGCAUCUUCGAGUAUGUCGGCUCAGGUCGCGCCGCGGACCUGGUCAAGGGCGCCGCCAGCGAGAGUGAUGCCCUGAGGAAGGUCAAGCAGGAUGGGAGCCUGUUCACGCGCCCUGUCGUCGUGGAUUGGAGUGCCGGGAAGGCCGUCAUUGGGGAUAAGGACAGCGAGAUCUUGAAGCUGCUGAAGGCCGAGCAAAAGUGA